UUCAAAGUUGACGUGCUAAGUAAAGCACACAACCGGAGGGAGAAACCACCACAGUGGGCGAUGGCCGAGCAAGGGACUCGGUACACGCCCAGCGUGUACCUGUCCGUGACGGAUGACGCGAACCGCUGGCGUGCAGGCCCCCCCCGACCGCAGCAACUCACGAACGAAUCGAAGAUAAAUAUGCUCAUGAACACGGGGCAAGGCCUGGCCAUCGAGAAGAACCUCGCCAAGUUUGACGUCAAAGUCCUGGCCGCUGAGACUCGAAAGCAGGCCUGGAUAAAAGACCUAGGCAUCGGGCCCAAGACGAGCUUCGUGGUUUACAUCAUCCGGGUGAGCCGAAUAAGGGACGGGGCGUCGUGCGUGUCGGCGCAGAGGUACAGCGAAUUACGAAGCCUCUACAACCACCUUAAGCACGAGGGGCAGGUGCGAUCCGAGGGCGCUCCCGAGUUUCCGGGGAAGCGGGUGGUGACGGAGGAGAGCUUCCUCGGCGACAGGUCCGACGCUAACAGCGAGUUCGUGAGGCACCGGAAGGAGCAGCUGGGUAGCUUCUUGCGCCAGUUGUUCAACAAGAACCCUGAGCUGUGGGAGCACCCCGACGUGGUUGAGUUCUUUAACCUGGAAGCCUUGGACCAAGGGAAGAGCUACGCGGAAAGGGCGCACGCGGCCGGAGGGGUUGGGAAUGGCGUCGGACACGGCUUGAGGAACUACGACCCGAGCGUGGCGUCCGAGUGGAACCCGUACUCCAUAGCGAUGCAAGCGGCACAGGAAAACCGCACAAGGAACACAGGCUACGUCGCCCACAGCAACGACAACAACUACAGAGGAGGAGGAGGAGGAGGAGGAGGAGGAGGUGAGGGAGAGGACACAGGAGGCGGAAUAGGGGCAUGGUUCCGCGGAAUCGGCGGAGGGGGGGGAGAGCAGCCAGACCAGGAGGGAAGAUUCGGCCCACAUCAAUCCAACGGUUACAAUAACAACGGCUACAACCACGGCGGGGGCGCUUCGGCUGCUCAGGGGAGGGGCCGAGGAUGGUGGCCAGGGGGUGGUGGGAACGCGGCGGCGGCGGCGGUGCCGCCGAAGGCGGUGCCGGGGAGUCCAGUGGAGAUCCAGGUCCAGGCUCUGCUGGACAUGGGGUUUGCAGAGGACGCGGCGAGACUGGCUUUGAGAGCGUCUGGCUACGACACCAACCUCGCCGCGGAGUACUGCGUGACGGGCAUACCCCCCGAUCGCGCUGCGUCCGUCGCCGCGCUGAGUCCCGCCGCCACCCCCGCCCCCUCUUCCUCUCGUGGCCGAAAGGGCUUGAUCGGGAACAACGUUGUUCCCUCCGGCGGCAACAGCGGCGGCGUACCCGCCUGGCGACGCGCAUCAGCGGGGGGGGGCACGCAAACCGGCGCGAUUUCGAACGGUGGGGGCUACGGGGGUGCGAUGACAGCAGCGCGCGGGGGGGCGGCCGUCGAUGGGGCGGGGAGAACAACCGGGCUUGACUGGCGAAACAUGCCUCGAGCGAACAACGGCGGUGGCGGCGGCGGCGGCGGCGGCGGGGGGGGAGGAACCGUUGACGUCUGAUUUCUGUAACGGUUUAUACAGUCCUCUGUUGUACAGAAAAAGAGGGAGUAAACGUACGUGCGAUGGGGUGUAUUGUGUUGUAGUACGUAUUGGUAGUGGUUCUGGAGUUUGUUUUGUUCUCAAGCUUUUAAUGGGUCCCAUCGUUAUGCGCGGUCGUCGCCUCCUUGUUUUUUUUUGCUUUUCACCCUGUCGUGGGAAGUUAUUGACGGGGAAUGCAGUGCGCCUGCUGCAAAGCGUCUGCGGUGCAAGGUGUCGUGGUACAGUAGAGCUAUCUCGAAAGUAGAUGGGGGGAACUUUUGUGUAGAGAUGGCCGCCUUGCUUUAUGUAGUGUGGGAAUGAGGUUUCUUUCAUUAUCUUUUUUA
Ectocarpus sp. CCAP 1310/34 is the source of this 1925-nucleotide messenger RNA. Lineage: Eukaryota; Phaeophyceae; Ectocarpales; Ectocarpaceae. The record is from the annotation of a GenBank genome assembly.